ACAAUGACAGACCUGUCCUCAUUCCAGCGGGCCAACGAAGCAGUUGCUCACCUCAGAGCCACCCUGCCAGAAGGUUUGCAAAAGCCGCAGGUCGCAAUCGUAUGUGGUUCAGGACUAGGAGGACUCGCAGAUACGAUUGACGAUGAGCUACGAGCUGAAUUUGACUAUGGAUCUAUUCCUCACUUCCCACGCUCAACAGUUGCUGGACAUGCCGGGAAGCUGGUCUUUGGCUUCCUUGGCCAGAAAAUCCCUGCCGUAUUGAUGGUUGGCCGUGCCCAUUAUUACGAGGGGCACUCGAUUGAUCAAGUGGCAUUCCCAAUCCGGGUGUUCAAGCAGUUGGGAGUUGAUACGGUUGUCUUGACGAAUGCGGCCGGAGGCCUUAAUUCUGAUUACUCCGUUGGAGAUUUGGUUCUGUUAAAUGAUGCAAGGAGCCCUUGUCUAAGAACUCACCCAUUGAGGGGUCCCAAUGAAGAGGAGUUCGGGGUACGUUUCCCGCCACUGUCUGACGCUUAUGACCUUGAACUGCGCCGCCACGUGCACCAAGCAUGGAAUACAGUCAUGCCCCCGAAAAGCGACAGAAAGUUGCACGAGGGUGUGUAUGCAUUUGUCGGAGGCCCCACGUACGAAACAAGAGCCGAGAGUCGGAUGCUUCGAAUGCUUGGAGCCGAUGUUGUUGGCAUGUCUACAGUGCCUGAAAUUGUCGUCGCCAGACAUUGUGGCCUCCGAGUGCUUGCCUUCAGCCUCGUCACCAACAAGGCUGUAUUGUCUCCUGUUCCCAGGGGAGACGAAGAUCUUCUUCAAGACAAGGCAGCAGGUGAGCUUACUGCCAUCCUGGAAGAGGGUAUGGCAGGCCACGAAGAAGUUCUCGAGGCUGGCCGGGCAGCGGCCCUGGAUAUGCAGAAAUUGGUUGUUCAAUCUCUGGUCAAUGUGUUUGGCAGAGCCUAG
This is a messenger RNA of Penicillium nucicola, 945 nucleotides long. RefSeq names its product purine-nucleoside phosphorylase. The record is from RefSeq and is a predicted model, not a curated record. Lineage: Eukaryota; Fungi; Ascomycota; Eurotiomycetes; Eurotiales; Aspergillaceae. Gene Ontology annotation, molecular function: purine-nucleoside phosphorylase activity. Gene Ontology annotation, cellular component: cytoplasm. The annotation marks the transcript as partial. The transcript is spliced from 7 exons. Gene Ontology annotation, biological process: nucleoside metabolic process.